AUGCUCCUCUAUCAAAAAUAGCACUUUUUUCAAAAGAUUCAUAAUAAUUAAUUUCUAAUUUUUAAUAUUCAUUAAUAGGAAGCAUCCUAGAAAAAUCUAAGGUUGCUUGUUUAUUAUAUAUAGAAUAAAUUUUUUAAUACGAGGACAAAAUAUUUUAUGAUCAGGGUUUAUUAAUUCACCUAAUGGUACUUACAAUUGUUUAUUUCUUUCAAUUAUCUUUAAUUAUCUUUUAUAUUCUUCAAUAGAAACUAUAUUUGGGAUAAAUGUUUAGAUUUAAUUUUAAUUUAUAUCAGCAAAAAUAUAAAAGCUAUCUUUUUCAGGCUCAACUUUUGUAUGUUAUAAAAUUUGACAUUUCAUUUAAUAUUCAAAAUCAUUAUUUUUAAAUAUUUUUUCAUGUUUUACUUUAAGUAAUUCAUUUAUAUCUUAAGAACGUAUUUUUUGUUCAGAUAGCUAAUUUUCUAAUCCUUACCUUUUUUCUUUUUGCAUUUAUUAUUCUUCUUUGUUUAGUCUUUAAAGUAUUACAGAUGCUGGUAAAAAUGA
Molecule: messenger RNA, 540 nt
Organism: Ichthyophthirius multifiliis
Lineage: Eukaryota; Ciliophora; Oligohymenophorea; Hymenostomatida
Exons: 1
Source: RefSeq, a predicted model, not a curated record